CGUGAAACGUCAAUACACAGAAUCUCUAAUCUGUAUGUAAAACAAUGUCUUAAAACUAAUUUUAAAGUCAAUUAGAAUACUACAUCCCUUAAAGCUCAUCCCUUUAUAGAAAACUUGUAAUGUGUUAGUGAUUAACUCUAAAAAUGGCCGAUCUAAUACGCACCGGUAGCGGACACAACCAAGGUAUACAAAAAGAUAAAUUAGGCUCCCCUAGCACAGGAAGUGAGGAUGGGAACGAACAGGACACCCAGGGGGCCAUCAAACCCGAGCAAGAGGAACAAGAUUUAGGUGAUAGUGCUCAUUAUGCCCCCGCAGAAACCCAGUGGUAUCACGGCAGGCUCGAUAGGUACCAGGCUGAAGAAAGGCUCUGGCAAAGCAACAAAUUAGGCUCUUAUUUAGUGAGGGAAAGCGACAGAAAGCCUGGGAGCUAUGUCCUGUCAUACUUGGGGAGGACUGGGAUGAAUCACUUUAGAAUCACAGCUGUGUGUGGAGAUUUCUAUAUAGGGGGUAGACAGUUUGUUUCAUUGAAUGAUCUUGUGGGGUACUAUAAGGAAUGUAGUGAUUUAUUGAAGAGGGAGAGGCUGGUUCAUCCGGUACCUCCACCUGAACCAGUGAAUGACAAAAAGAGAGUUGUGGCCAUAUUACCCUACACAAAGAUGCCCGAUACAGAUGAACUGACAUUUAAAAAGGGCGAUAUCUUCUUCGUUCAUAAUGAUAUGGGAAACGGUUGGUUGUGGGUGACUGCUCAUCGAACUGGAGAACAGGGCAUGAUAUUUAGAGAGCUUGUAGAAGAUUUAGAUGAUAGUAUAGAUCCUAAUACAGUGUUCCCUUGGUUUCAUCCCAAUUGCACAAAAAAUGAAGCUGUGGAUUUAUUAGUAAAAGCUGGACCUGGAAGUUUCUUAGUGAGACCUAGUGAUAAUUCGCCUGGAGACUAUUCCCUAUUCUUCCAUAUCAACAAUCAAAUUCAGCGUUUUAGGAUCGAGAAGAAGGGCGUGAGGUACCUGAUGGGCGGUAGGAUAUUCGAAUGUUUAGAUGCUGUUAUCAAUAGGUAUAGGAAGGAACAGAUCGUUGAAGGAUACACUCUUCAACAUCCGCUCGUAGUAGACGGUUCCAAACAACUCGAUUGGGUACCGGAGAACCAAAAAGCCAAAUCGGAAGCUGAGAAAAUCUACGCAACUCUGCGGGAAUGUCGAGACCAAGCAGGCUUGAAGAAAAUGCGCGGCAUCAAGCACCAAGGAUAUUUGCACAGAAAGUCGGAUAAGGCCGCCAAAAAGUGGAAACUGUUGUACUUUGUUCUUUUAGUAGACGGUACUGACACGCAUCUGUACCUCUAUGAGAAUCCCAAAAGGACCAAGCCCAAGGGAUUGAUAGAUUUGUCGUGUGCGUAUCUAUAUCAGGUACACGACAGUCUGUGGGAACGCUCCCACUGCCUCCAGCUAGUCGAAAGAGCUCUCCCAUGUCUAGCUACCGUUACCCACCUCGCCGCCAGAUCUACAGAAGACUGUCAAGAAUGGGUGAACGCCCUGAAACCCUUGUGCGUUCCCCAGCUGAGCAAAGCCACGUCCAAAGUGCCAAGAUUGCGGGAACUGCGUUGUUUGACCUUACACAUCAUCGACGCACAUCGGUUACCAUAUAAACUAGUGCCACAACCUUAUGUUACCAUUCAACUCAACAAUCAGGUCAGAGUUGCCAGGACCAGGACCAAGUCGGGUCCCGACCCGGUGUGGGAUGAGGAAUUCGUCUUUGACGACGUGCCAUGUGAUAUUGUGUCAUUCACCCUCACUGUUCAUAAUAAAGGAAAGAGAGGGAAAGAGCAGGAAGUAGCUGAACUCCACGUAGAGCUAUCGUCCUUAGGUAACGGAGAGGAGAGAGAAGAGUGGUACACCUUGUCGGGACUAACGCCAAUGGGUGAAUGGGGCUCUCUAAGACUUAAAACAAGGUAUCUGCAUGAUUUGGUUAUGCCGGGUGAAGAAUACAGUCCCUUGCAACAGUUAUUACUUGAACCUGGCUUGGUAUCUGUUAAAACUUUAGCGGAAAUUUGUCAUUCUGAUAGAGCUCCAUUAGCUACGGCUCUAUUACGAGUUUUUAGAGCGGAAGGAAGAGAAACUGAACUGUUACGGGAACUCAAUACUGCAGAGAUUCUGAGGGAAACAGAAACGUCAACGUUGUUCAGAGCAGCUUCUUUAGCAACUACAUUAAUGGAUUUGUAUAUGAAAGCAGAAUGUGGGGGUUUCCUACAGGCAGCUGUACUGGAAACGGUUUUGAGAUUACUGGAGAGCAAACAGAGCGCUGAGUUAAAUCCUGCCAAAAUGGACUCCUUGGAUGAUGCUUGUAACAACGCUGAAUUCCUAUUACAGAUUUUGGAUCAGGUAACACUCAGCAUAUUCAUGUCUCCAGACGCCUGUCCUAGAUCCGUACGGUACAUCUGUGGCUGCUUACAAAAGGCAGUCGUCUCAAAGUGGGCCGACGAACGGUUCGUUCGUACCCGCGUAGUGUCAGGUUUCAUCUUCCUCAGACUGCUCUGCCCAGCUCUCUUGAAUCCGCGACAAUUCGGCCUCGUCAGCGAACAACCAACUCCAGCAGCUACAAGAAGUCUAGUAAUGGUAGCUAAAUGUCUUCAAAAUCUCGCUAACUUGGUGGAAUUUGGUGGUAAGGAGCCCUACAUGGAAGUCGUCAAUCCCUUCAUACUCAAAAACAAAGAACGGAUGGUGGUCUUCCUCGACCAACUCUCCAUGGUUGGCGACCCUGGAGAACCUCGUGUCACCAACGUCCCCGACAGUGCCAAAGAACUAGCUACUCUACAUCACAUAUGCGUCGCCCACCUCCCGGAACUCCAGGCGGUCGCAAAACUCAACUCAAACAUCAAAACUUUGGUUACAGUUACUGAAAUGUUGGCCAAGCACAAGCAAAAGUACUUGGAGAUGAUCAGAUAGUAGGAUGAAGGCGUAGAACUGUUUUACUGAUGGUAGAGCAAGAGGUGGCAACGAUCUAAUAGAUUGUUUAACAAGAUAUUUAUUAGCUUUUCGUGCUUAACAAAUUAUUUAAAAGUCAAAAGUUACAGUUUUAUAAUUAUCUUAACCAGUCUUUCUUAUUGGUCUUCUACGUAAAAUAUUUUCUUAAAAAUUGUCGAGAGAAGUAUGUUAGAGUCACUUUAUUUACAAAUAACGUACAGUAGGCGUGCCAAAAUUUAAAUUCAUGCGAAUUUAUUGAACUGGAAAUAUUGUUUCACUAAUUUAUAACAAAAACAAGGAAAAACGUAAAAAAAAUUGUGCAGAAUCGGAUCUAAAAACUCGAAAAUCGACUCGCGUUAUUUUAUUCAGUACUCGACAGUUUUGACUUUAAACCUCAUCUGUAAAGUAAACGAAUUAAAUAAUUUUAAUCCGAAUCUGGAAGAAUCAUCAAAAAUAAUUUGAAAGAUUGCGCCCACCUCUAACAUUUUACGUAUUAUAUAGAGGUGGGAUUCAUUCCAACUACUUUUAAACUUUAAGGCCAGUUCUACCUUUAAGUAAUGUAAAGACUUCCGCAAUAUUAGGUACACACUCGUUUCCGCCUCUUCUUCUACUCAAAGAGCCAAGUCAAUGUUUUUAUUUUAUUUUCUAGUUCUAUUUUUAGGUUUAUAUUUUUUGUACAGGGUUUUCUAUUCGAGUGUUACUUUAGAAUUAGAACAGUUUUAUACCUAACCUACUGAUUUUUCUGAUCUCCUCGAUGUAAGAGCGGGGGCAGUCGUUUUGUAUGUGCAAAAGACAAUAAAACACAAAAAAUCGUCUGAAAGUUUGGUCAAAUAGACUUUUUUUAAGUUUCUCUACGGUUCUUGGUAAUUUUUUUAGUAAUUGAGAAAUUAUCAUAAAAAAAGUCAUAAGUCAAUCUCAUUUUGUUUAUUAGAAGUGGUUUUAUUGCAGUAAUGAAUGAUUUAUUAUCGUGGUUAUCACUUAUAUCAGACAAAAACUUGAUUUCAUAAAAAAUACAUAUCCCCAAACAUUUCAGUACGCACUAUCGGUCUUGAUUUUCACUAUAAAUCGGUUAAUGCAGUGUAAAGCAUUUCAAAAUGUCAUAUAUCACUUAAAUUGUCCGCUAGAGGCAUAAGUGUCUACAUAAAUGUGAAAAUAUCACUGAAAGCAUCGCUAGAAGCACAAUGAAAGAUAAGUCGGUCCUUAAAAGACCAAUGUGACAAAAAACAUUGCUGAAGAAGCUGGUGGUUACUGGGGUUACUGCAUAAAUAUCAAAAUUUGCUUAAAACGCCAACUAGAAGCACCACUGUAGACAAACAGUUGCAUAAAACAAGAAUAGUUUCCCUAGAGGAGAGAAAACAUUCCAAAGUGUCAAAUGUCACUUGAAAUAUCCGCUAGAUGUCCUACUGUAUAGUUUUCAUAAGUAUCACUGAAAACAACGUUUGAGACUAGUGAACACACUUAAAACAUGUCAAAUGUAAUUUAAAACGUCUACUAGAGCCAACAGUGCAGUAAAAAGUACACAUAAAUGUCAAAUUUCACCAAAAACAUUGCUGAUGAAGCUAGUGGAGGUUCACAAAUGUCACCUAAAACGCCAUAUGGAGAAAAACUUCUACCAAUGCAGUAAGAGACAUACAUAAGUGUCAAAUGACACCAAAAACAUCACUAGUGGACAGUAAGUCAUCUCAAAGUAUCAAAUUUUACUUUGAAAUGCCCGCUAUAGGCACUGAAGUAGAUUAAGUUGUGCAUAAAUAUCAAAUAUCGCCUAGUGCAGACUAUUAAAAACUUGAAAUGUCAUUUAAAAUGACUUCCAGAGGCAACAGUGUACCAUAAGUUCUGCAUAAAUGUCAAAUUUUACCAAAAACAUCGCUGGAGACGCUGGUGAACGAUUAGUAUCCUAAAAUGUCAAACGUCACUAAAAAUAUUGCUGAGAAAGUUAAUGAGGACUUGUCAAACGUCACUGAAAACUUCAAAUGUCACUUAAAAUGACUUUUAAAGAGGCAAUAGUGCAUUGUAAGUUCUGCAUAAAUGUCAAAUUUUACCAAAAACGUCGCUGGGGACCCCGGGGGAAUGGCCAAACGUUACUAAAAACGCUCAUUAGAGGGGCCAGUUCAUAGUAGGGUCUGUAUAAAUGUCAAAUGUAACUUUAAAUGCCCUCUGGAUUUGUAAAAUGCCUGCUAGAUGCGUCAGUGCAUAAAGAUAACUCAAUAUCGAUAAAAUUUUUAAUUAUAUUGUGAUUACUUGGACUAAAAUAUUUAUUAUCGCUCAAUAUAAUACAGUACGUGCCAUGUUAAUGUAAUAAGUCCAACAGAUUUAUUGUUUGGUGCCAUAUUCUGAAUAUGUUAAAAUAACUACCUUAAAACUUACAAGGUAUCGCCAUAUACGUAUGUCCUUCCAGAGAUUGUUCAAUAGCUUUUUCUUUUAAACUUCUCAACAUAUAUCAUCCAGCUCCAUCUAGAUCAUGCAUUUAUUCUUUAAACUCUUUGUUUGUGCUUUUUGGGCAUGUUUUAUAUCCCAACAACAUAAAACUAUUAUUGGCAGCUACUGAAAGAAAGAAACCUAUUAUUCAAAAUGUAUUUCAUUGCUUAGUUCCUUCAUCAUUGAUUUAAACAUGUUGCGUCUUUCAAAAUGUCUAAUAAACGUCAAAAGCUAUCAUCAAAUGACGCCUAAUGCUUUAUAGAUAUAUACUCGCAGGAAAAAUCAAUUAGGACUAAAUCGGCAGAACUAAAUGGCUACUGACUUGUUUUGUUCGUCGCUGGGAAAAACCAUGGUAUGUUUCGUCGAAAUGUCAACAUUUUGACGAUUUGACUCCUUCCUAAAUAGACAUUAGCAUCUUUAUUCGACAAUGUUAACUGAAUCUACAAAGCUCGACGAAAUUAAUAACUGCUUGUCAUAUCUGCAGGACCUUGAAAUACAGUAGUAUUGUUGCCGAUAUAAAAUGUGCUCUCUGUCUGUCUUAUUCACUACACGUCAAAUACGAUCAUUACUGUAAUAAACAACCACAAACACCGUAAAAUACUCACAAAAUCUCACGAAUUUGUUGUCUAUUUGUAUUUACAUCAUAUGUAGACUGCGCAUUUAUUUUAGUUUCCGAUAAGACUGCCAAAAAGUAAUGGAAUACUAAGUCAUUAAUAGAUCGCCUAAAAGCAUUUUUUUUAAUGUGUUAAGGAGUGAUUAUUGUAAUUUUAACUUAUUUCAUGCUAAAUUGUCAUUUUAAGGGGUUUCGGCCUUGUUUCUAUGUUGUAGAAACUUUUAUUCUCAAAAAAAUUUAUAUUUUGCUUUGAUAUUUAUCGAAAGCGUGGUGCGCCACUGGCAACAAAAUGGAAUAUAAGUGAAUUAUUGGUAGAAAUCUCCCUAUUAUCUUAAGGGCCUCAUUCAUGAUCUGAUUUGUAGUACCUCUAGUGGUACGACAAGAGAGAGAGAGUGAUAUGUUGGAUCUAAAAUCAGACCGUGAAUGGGUUGUAGUACUACUAGUAAUACCACUAGUGGUACGACUAGCGGUAUUACAAAGAAAGUUGGAGCGUGAAUGCCGAUGUUGGAUGUUGGAUUAAAAAUUUCCACUACACUGAGAAUCAUAAGUUAAGGAUAUAGAGAAUGUAUGCUCAUUUUUAUAGUUUAUUUUUUCGUGAACCGAUUAACGGAUUUCGCUAAUUUUUGUUUUUAUUAUCUUAGAUACUUCUUUAGUAUUUACACAGUUGUGCAAAAAUUUAAUUAAACUUCUUUUUUGUACUUAUACCGGGUGGAAGAAAAGUAAUGAUUUUCUUAUGUUAAGUUUGAAACACCCGGUAGAGAGAACGAGGUACAAAUCUGUGUAUAGAUCGGAAUCGUAUUGUAGUCUUAUGUUUUGUGAACAUUUUGUUUUUUGAAUCUCCCUGAUAUCUUUAGCUUUCUAAAGAUAAAGAAAAUAACAAAGAAAAUAGGUGGUUUUACUCCUUACCAUGUAUUUUUACCGAAACAAAACUAAAUUAACACUAACAAAUAACAGUUAACAAAACUUUGAAAACAGAAAGUCACAUAACGUAAACGAUUGUCGAUCAGGUAAGUGGUAUGCACAGCACAACUUAAGAGAGACGAUAUUUUUUAAUAGAGGCUCUAUGAUGUUUUGGGGUGGGGUGGAAUUACCCUGAAAGUAAUACGGAUUCGGUGUCUACCUGGAGGCUCUUUAAAUAUCGAGAGUUACAUUACAUAUAUUCUUUUUCUUUGAACACUCUUUUUCUUUCGCACUAUAUAUAGGAAAUAAUGUCUUAGUGGUAUGAUAAGACAUGACCUCCUCACGUAUCGCAGUCGUCAGUUAAAACACAUAUUAAAUAGUAAAACGGUCUAGUUUCUUUGUUAUUAAAGAUAUCAGAAAAUUUUAAAAAAUAAAUGAUUCACAAAAGAUGAGACUACAACAUAGUAUCGAUGCAUAACCACCAUCAUUUUACCUCUUCCUCCCUAAAGGGUGUCUCAAACUUUAGUUUCGGUUAAAACACAAGUUAAAAUACAAAACCGUCUAUUUUCUUUGUUUCUAAAGAUAUCAGGCACAUUCAAAAAAAAUUUCACCAAACAUAAGAAUAUAAUACGAUUCCGAUGCAUUAUUUUACCUCGUCCUCUCUACAGGGUGUUUCAAACUUAACAUAAGAAAAACAUUUCUUUUCCUCCACCCAGUAUAAGUACAAAAAAGAAGUUUGAGUAAAUCUUUGCACAACUGUGAUAAUAUUGUUCGUCCGCUAUAACUUUUCCCAUGCGUCACGAUUCUUUUUCAAACAAAUUAAGUCAAAACAUAACGUCGAUGUGUAUAUACAUUUUGUAUACUGUAUACUAUGUAUAUUAUACUACACACAUCGGCGUACGUUUCACUUUACGUUUUGACUUAAUUUGUUUUAAAAUGAAUCGUGACGCAUGGGAAAAGUUAUAGCGAAACAAUACUAAAGAAAUAUCUAAAAUAGUAAAAAAAAUUAGCGGGAUCCGUUAAUCCGUUCACGAAAAAAUCAACUAUGAAAAUGAGCAUAAAUUUUCUAUAUCCCUAACUUAUGCCUCGCAGUAUAUUACGUAUGGGAUGUCUACAAGUUUCUUUACGCAAACAUUCCUAUUUUGCAAAUAUUUAAUAGAAAAUAACCUGUCACAAAAAUUACCCUUAUUAAAAUACACGAUUAUUUAUUAUCUACUUUUUGUUGGGACCAAUCAUUUUUCUUUCUGUAAAUAAAGACCAGUUUCUUAUUAAUCUAAAACUAUUUUCUUUUGGCAUCUUAUGCAAAUUUACUAUUCAUUUUUAAAUGCAAAUCCCAGCUCCAGUUUAGUUUACUAAAAUAGAAUAUAACUACCCUACGUCUUAAAAAGUCGUAAAAAUUACAAGAGUCGUAAAAAUUAAUUAGUUCAUAUCAGCCCUAGACAAAUGAUAGAGAAACGAAACUUAUGGCAUGCUUAAUAAUUAUGAAACCUCAACUUAUGUACCCAAAUCGUCCGAAUUAUAUUUUGCAUAGACUUUACGGGAUACAUUUUUUAGUGUACACCACCAUGAAAACAGAUGUCUGAAAGGUAAGACCUUUUUUGGCGGCUAGAAAGAUAAAAUUUUGGGUGGUGAAUGGUGUUGUAGUACAACUAGAGGGACCACAAAGUAGUAUCACUCUCUCUCUCUUGUCGUACCACUAGUGGUACUACAAAUCAGAGCGUGAAUGCCCCGUAUUAUUGAAUUGAAGACAGAAUUGAAGCUAACAAGGGGGCGCAGUUUUUCGACCAAAAAAAAAUAAAGGGGCAAUAAUUUGAAAAUUAAACUUGACUUAAUAUAGGAAAGUUUUUAAAGAUCUCGUUUAUGUUAGCUUUAUUUAUGAUUUUUAUCAUGGAAUAAUGAAGUUUGGGACUUCUUUUAUCGACUUCAAACUUCAAGCAAAACAAUUUUUUUAUGCCAAAACAAGUACAAAAAAGCGACAUAUGUAUAUUUCAUUUUGUUGCUGGUACGUAACCCUAAAAGAAUCUUAUAGAACUGAUAUUUUUUUAAUUAUAAACGUAAAAGAAAGAUAUUAACUAUAUUAAUAUUGAUUUUCUUUACUUUUGCAUUUGCAUUUUACUCGUAGAUAAUUGGAACAAAAUAAUUAUAUCAAGAGACUCAAUUUUAAACUUUUUCAAAUAAUCGUAAGCUCAAGAAUUUAUUCUGGGAGUAGGUUUACACUGAACAGCUUUUACCAGCUAGCACUACAACUACUUAUUACGAGUAUGUUGCACUAGAGAAAUGCUGUAGUACAGUUCGACAAGGAUGUAAGUUGUGAUAGGAUGUAUAGACAUUGAAAUAGAAAUAUUUCUUCAAAUUUUUUUAUCACAUUCGGUCAAGAUUUUGAAUACACCACUUCUGACACCAAUUGUUACGUUUUUUUACAAACUGCUUUCAGGAAUGCUGUUUGCGUGAAUAAAGUAAAAUUAUUCAUGUUUAGUCGUUUAUUCGUACAGCUACACAAACAUAUUCGUUUAACUGACUUCUCUUUGUCUAAAUUAUUCUACUGAGUGAACUACUACUAUAUUGUCGUGUAGUUGAAUAGAAUAAGCUGGGCAAUUUGUUCAGUGUAAAUUUACUUUUAGUUCGUUUUUUGGCGUCAAACUUUAAAAUAGGUUCCUGUUGUAUUAAAAUACCGAACAUUUUUUAGCAUGGAGCAACAAUGGAGUGAAACUUCAGAUUUUGGCGAUUUGGCUAGGCUGAGCUUUCGACUCCUCCAUUGGAAUCAUCUUCGUGAUCUUAAUUUACGCAAUCUGAACCGUGAUUGUAAAGUAGGGCGCCUCUAAACAUGCCAAAAUUUAAUAUAUGGCAAAUUUUCAAAAUACUUAAUAGCACCCCUCGUUAUUGUAGUAAACUAGUUUGGAUUUUCUCAUUUUUUUACUUUUGAUACUUUUCAUUGAUUAUAUUGUGAUAUGUGAUAUCUCAGAAUACAUUAAUUAUUGAUUGUUA
Diabrotica virgifera virgifera (western corn rootworm) is the source of this 9864-nucleotide messenger RNA. It is a transcript of the gene vap, whose product is annotated as ras GTPase-activating protein 1. The record is from RefSeq and is a predicted model, not a curated record. NCBI's taxonomy places the organism in Eukaryota, Metazoa, Arthropoda, Insecta, Coleoptera, Chrysomelidae. The transcript has 9 exons. Gene Ontology annotation, biological process: regulation of GTPase activity. Bases 144 to 2933 code for a protein of 929 amino acids. Gene Ontology annotation, molecular function: protein binding.